UUAACAUCUGACCACGACUAGAGCAGAAAACAAUGAUUCGAUUCGGGUCGAUUAUUGGACCUUUAUUGAUGAUUCUGUUUCAUUUUCCAGCACCAGAGGGGCAACCUUCGUCCUUCUUCACCGUCCAAGCAGGUGACAAAAUAACUUUGCCUUGUGAAAAUCUGAGAAAAGAUCAGAAAACCUGUGACAGGACGACGUGGACGUACAGAAACUUUAUGCAGGAAGGAACCAUUUUUGAAAAUGGGCAGAUAAACAAAGAUGCAACAACUAAAUCCGGCAGACUGAGUUUAUCAGCGAACUGCUCUCUGGUUAUAAAGACGAUCACACUUCAGGAUGCUGGGCUUUACAGCUGCAAACAAAACAGGCCAGCAAGUCACGAUUCACAAGACUCUCUGGUUGAUGUGUCUGUCAUUAGAGUGAGUGAGGAGGAGUUUAAUGGUGACUUUAGCUUGCGCUGCUCUUUACAGGAACAUCACUACUGCACUCACACAGUGGAGUGGGUGUAUGACCAGAAAAUGCCCUCCGGUGUGGAGGUGUUAUCAUAUUCCUGCUGGGCCACUGUGACAUUUACAGCAUCUUUCUUCAGUCAGAAGUCAAACAUUUAUGAGUUACUGAAAUGCAAAGUAACUAAAACCACUGGAGAGGCUCAGCUGUUCCGCUUCAGGCCUCAGUCUGAUGAGGAGGAAGAUGGAGAAAAAGAUGCAACAACAACAACAAACACACCAACUUUACUGACCACAAGAAAACCAACAGUCGCUAUAGCAACAACAUCCGUCAGCAGGAAAUGGACGAGUCUCAGUGGCAAUGCAACAGACAACAGGAAGAAUUCAAAGCAACAAGAUUUCAUCUAUUUUUUAAGAUGCAUCAUUGUGAGUGUGGGUUUGGCAGCUCUCCUAAUAUUGGUUGUUGCAGUCAACAUGUGGGCUAAAACUAAAGGAUUCGGACCGACUGCUGAAGCUCCUCUGACCGUGAAGGAAGCCAGCAGUGAAAAACACUGA
This is a messenger RNA of Poecilia latipinna (sailfin molly), 998 nucleotides long. RefSeq lists its product as uncharacterized. Bases 33 to 998 code for a protein of 321 amino acids. The transcript has 5 exons. The record is from RefSeq and is a predicted model, not a curated record. Lineage: Eukaryota; Metazoa; Chordata; Actinopteri; Cyprinodontiformes; Poeciliidae.